Molecule: messenger RNA, 5721 nt
Organism: Malaya genurostris
Lineage: Eukaryota; Metazoa; Arthropoda; Insecta; Diptera; Culicidae
Product: acid sphingomyelinase-like phosphodiesterase 3b
Exons: 10
Coding region: 1485-3374 (629 amino acids)
Source: RefSeq, a predicted model, not a curated record
CAGUUUAAUGUGAUACCGUCGCCUCGUUCGGACGUGUUUUUCGCGUUGGUCCUCGCGUAGCGAUUUUUCCCAAGGCGGUUCCGUCAGUGUGUGCAUCAGCUGUGCUGUGUGCUGAGGAAGUCUGAGUUUCACAGGCACAGCGUAUCGAGAAUACGCGUAGGCGUCCAAAGCCGUGCCGUGCCGUUGAAGGUCUCUACCGAGUCACAGCUUCCAGGCGUAAAUCGACACAAAUUUUCAAACGUUUUUUUUUGCCUUUAAAACGUGAAGGAACACCCUUUCGAGGUGCCGGGCAUCUAGAGAACCGGUGCACACGGAUCACGCGUCACGAUGGGGGUGAUGUUUUAGGUUGAAGAAAAGAAGAAAAGAAAAAAAAAUAAUAAAAACGAAAAAAUUGUGCGUGUGAGUGUGUGUGUUGCCAAUUUGCAUUAAACAUAUUUUUGAUCAGCAAAAGUGCGGCCUGCUACGAUGCGGGCGGAUAAAAAGGUGUCCGUAAAGAAGUUGAAAAUAUGAGUUUCGAGAUGAGAACUCGUUUCGAAACGUGAUUUUGUGUAGGUGUGUGUAUUCGAGGGUGAAAAAUCUUGCGUCCGCAGUGAAAGCCAUCUGCCAGUGACUAAGAAGAUCAAAAGCAAGAAUCAGCUUGGAUAUUAAAGAACACGAGAGAAAGCGAAACGAAACGAAACGAAACGAAACGAAACGAAAACCGUGGUAGCAACGGUGGAUGUCAAAGUUGCUGGAAAAAGACGCCAGGAUAGCACACGGUUCAUAUCUAAGGAGACUUCAAAUAGGCCUUAUCAUCAAUCAAUCGUGGUUUUGAAGGGCAGUGUUUUCAACGAUCAGCUAGUUUUUUUCUCGGUGCCAAAUUAAAAACAUAAACCGGUAAACAGAACAUUCUAAUGAGUGUGAGGCUAAUUUAAAAACAUCCAAAAUAAAGUGACGCAGUUUUCGAUUAAAUUUCCUUCCAAUCAGUCUAUUUUUCAACCGUGACACUCCACCGUCACCGUCAGUAGUCUUCGGAGAAAACAAGUGCACCAAAAAUAGAACCUACACGUGUGUGCGUAAUUAUGGAAAGUGAUUAGCCUGAAACGAAGUAAUUAUUUCACCACCACCACCCCGCGUAAGACUUACGCCGGGGAUGUGAGAAAAAGAAAUAAAAAAGUUUCGUUAAAUAUGUUUUCCUGUGAAGCAGGUAGAUUUUCCCAGAGACAAACCCCGCCAAAGUUAGUCCGCUUAAACGCUCUGUAAGAAACAACCGGCCUUGGAAAAAGUUUGGUGACGACGGAAAAAGUGUGGUUGGAGAUUUAAUUCAAAACAAACAUCCCGGACGGAGCGGAUGCGGAGCCACUUUCGCGGAACUUGAAGCUUAAAGAGACUGUGCGGGAAAGUUGACACUCCACCUUCGAAUAGGAAGUUAGUUGAACUGUGAUCAAGCGGGACGCGGGAAACAAGAGGAUUAACGGAACAAAGGCCACCCAAAUGUCGAAUGCAUGAAACAUAAUGGAUUACCUGGGCAACUUAAAAUGGACCUCUACAGACGAUUGAAGGUCUUCCCGGUCGUCGCCUUAACAUGGGUAUGCUGGGCUGCAAUAUGCUGUGUUAAUUUGACGGAGGCGAGAAUUGGAUACUUCUGGCACAUAACGGAUUUACAUUUCGACUCGUACUACACUACCAAGGGAGAUAUCUUCCGAAGUUGUUGGUACAACGAGCAUCACUCCGGCACGAGUAACAUCAAGCGGCCGGGGACAUUCGGAGACUACAUGUGCGACAGUCCAUGGAGUCUGCUGGAAUCGGCCACCCAAGCGAUGAAAUCCAAGCAGGGCGAUAACGUCGAGUUUGUCCUGUGGACCGGCGAUGGCUUAUCACACUCGGCUAAGCGGCUGCACGAGACGAGCCGGCUGGAGCUGCUGCGGAACAUCACCGAACUGAUGAGUCGCACCUUUCCGUCGCAGUUUGUCUUUCCGGUGCUCGGCCACGAGGACGGCAGCCCGAACUUUGUGCAGCUGGGCGAACUGUGGCGCCACUGGCUCCCAUCCGAGGCGCUACAAACAUUCGAGAAAGGCGGUUACUACACCAUCGAGCAGACCAAAAGCCGUCUGCGGAUAAUAGCUUUAAAUACCAACUACAUGCGCCACGACGCCAAAUAUUCGCAGUCGCAUUCGUCGGCGGUGAAGCAGAGACCGGAUGGUUCGAUCCAUUACACCGGCGGAAUCGGUCACGGUUACGAUCGGGACCAUCACAUGGGGCUCGGUAAGCACUACCAUCGGGGCUACAGUGCCCCCGGUGGUGUGGGGAGCCCCGGCGGUUAUCCUGUGUACAGUGAUAGAAGGAAUAGCUAUAGCAGCAGUAGUAUCGUAGAUGGCAGCAGCAGCGGCAGCAGCAGUAGCAGCAUUAGUGGAAGUAGUAGCAGUAGCAACGGUGGCCACGUCAGUGCAUUAUCGGGAUCAAGCAGCCACGAGUCGGAGAAGCAGUGGGAGUGGCUCGAGGAUGUGCUCGCGAAAUCCAGUAGGAAUAAAGAAACUGUAUAUAUAGUAGGACACAUACCACCAGGAUCGGACGAGCGUCACAUUGGCCACUCGAUGCCGUACGGGCACACGAGCUUCACCGAGAAAAACAACCUGCGCUAUCUGCGGCUGGUGAAAAAGUACUCGUCGAUAAUUCAGGGACAGUUUUUCGGCCACCUACACUCGGACUCGUUCCGGGUCGUCUACAGUGACAAUGGCAAACCGGUCUCGUGGAUGAUGAUUGCCCCCUCGAUAAGCCCACGACGAAUGGCCGAGUCGAACAACCCGGCGAUGAGGUUGUACAAAUUUGACACCGACACUGGACAGGUCCUGGACUACACUCAAUAUUAUCUGGAUCUGGCGCAAGCCAACCUACAGGAGGAAGCGGUCUGGGUCCCGGAAUAUAACCUAACAACUUACUACUACGGCCUGGGAGAGGUUUCGUCGGUGGCCCUGCACAACUUGGCCGAUCGAUUCACCAACGCGGACGACACACAGUUUAUGAAAUACUACCGGGCCAACUCGGUCCGCCACUCGACGCAGUCCUGCGAGGGGGUCUGCCUGCUCAAUCACUACUGUGCCAUAACGCGACUGGACUACCGUGAGUUCCGCAGCUGCCUGGAGACGGCCGCCAAGGCAAUGGCUUCCAAGAACGGUUCGGCCGGAACCGGCGCUAUCGGUAUCGUUCUGCUAAUGGCACUACUUUCCCUGCUCAUCGGUGAUCGCACAUCGGUCACCCGUCGUGGACUUUUGUGGUAUGCCGCCGUUCGUGAUUUGGCCUCGCUGAUCAUCACUUUUGUCAUUUCUGUGCUGUUCAUUUGGCCACCGAAGGUUCGUCGCUUGCUAACCGAAACCCUGCAGUCACCGCUGAUUUAGACCACACCACCGCAUCAUUAUUGAACCUCCCCCCUCCCCCCGUUCGUGUCCGUGUGUGUAAGUGUUUUCUUUUUAUUUUACAUCCCCCCCCACACCCCACUUGUGUGUAGUGUUACUAAUGUACGCGAUAGAGUGCGAAGCAUUAUUAUUGAGAGGAAAAUAUUUUACGUAUUCAUUUAAUUUAUUGAUUUCUGUGCCCUGUUCUGUCGGUUCACUUCAUCUCGAAUAGCAAAUUACUGUGCGGAAGCAACCCGAUCCCAGUGGGAACACGAGAAAAAUAUCCGGAAAGCCCCACGGAUUGGAGGAGGUGAAAAAACGAACAAUAUAGAACCAGUGCUUUUGUGGUUUCGUGUCCAUAGCACCUAGCCAACCAAAGUGGUGGCCAGGUGGAAACAAAAACCAAAAACAAAAAAAAAAACGCCACGUUACCGGUCACUGGUAAAUUUAAACAAAUGUAUGCUAGCAAAUUAUUUUUUGUGUAAACGAUAACAGAAUAUGCCUGGUAGCCAGCAGCAGUAAAAAAAAACGAGGAGGGAUUACUGCGGCCUCGCUGCUAUUAGCGAUGGUGGUUUUUUGUUGUUGUUGGUCCUGUUGUUAUUCGGUAGGGAUUUGGGAUGGUUGCAUGCGCUUGCAGUAGUAGCAGCAGCAGAAGCGCGGUGAAAGUGCCUCUGCAAUGAUGAUGUUGAUGCUCCUGUUCUGUUGACCGGUUAUUCCAUGAGGGGUUACACGGAGGGGCUGUGUGAGUCUGAUCAACAACAUCGCCGCCAUGGCUUCGCCAGUCGAAUUCGAACCAAGUCAACAUCCAUCGAGCGAAACCCUUCAAACCCUUGCACAACCCCGCCACCGGAACUGAACCGAAUGAAGCCGCUACGAAUUUCUGUUUACCUCCUGUAAUUGGGAUGUUGGUUCUCAUGGGGGGGUUAUUUUCCAGCAUCAUCAUCAUCAUCAUCGUCGUCAUGAGGAAUGAGCAGAGCAAAAAAAAAACACGAACCCUGAAAACUGAUAUGUUAUUUCAUCCCCGACAUGUGCGAUUUUUUUUGUGUGCCGCUACCUCUGCCUCUCCGGAAAAGUGAGAAGAUUAUCCAGUCAGAAAGUUGAAACGGCACGAUUCCGGAGAAUCGUUGCGUUGAAUAAUGCAAUUAUGUGGGAGGGAUUUAACGUGGGCGGUGGAACAAAAGCAGCGUCACUCGGCUUUGAAUUCAGGUUUUAAUUACAAUUUGGAAUCGGAGAACCCCGUCUGCAGCUUUCCGGCAGAAACGGGAAAAAGCAAUUUUGAAUUAUUUGCAGAAGGUGCCAACGGAGCUUGUUCAUCUUCAAGCAUCGAAAGGAUUGAGUUUUUUUUUCGUUCGUCUUGAAUUCGAACUCACAGUAACUCACAAACGCGGACCGAUAAAUCAGGCCCCCAACUCCCCGUGCGCUGGGGGGAAAAUCCUCUGCACUGGAAAAGAUUCCAUCUUCCGCCAAAUUGAACCGAAAUUAAAUCCGUUUUUUCGGUGGCCCAAAAUUAAAAGCACUGCCAUUAAGAUUUAUCCCGGGAACUGACCGAGGAAAAAGCUGGGCUCAGUCCAUUUCGAAGUAGCACCGAAGUAAAGUAAGGGGGUAUAAAUCUUGCGAAUGGCUUUUCGGUUCCAAACCCCCGGACUAAGGCUACGAGAGCAAAAAAAAGAACUAAACUCAUAGAAUCAUCAGUUUGCGCCAAUGAAAAAGUUGACCGGCGAGUUGUGUCCGCAGUAAUCCCCCCCCCCCUGGUUCUACCCAAGGAAAGAAGUAAGCGUAUCGAGCCGGAAUUAAAGCGACAAAAGAAAAUUGGUUCCACUGGAACCGGAGCAAAACUAGUUGAUUCAACAUUUUCAUUACUUUUUUUUUCUUGCUAAACGAGGGAAUUUAAUGUGAUAAAACUGAUUGAUCGCAAGCGCAAAAGUUAAAUGAUGUGGAGCAAACGCGAAAAGGGGAAAAUUUAUGAUAAUGGUCGGUCAGCGUGUGUAACAGCGUUUGCAUUGUAAAUACACUCUCUCUGUCUACAGAAAGACCCCAUCAACGCAGAGCAGAAUCGAAUCGCCGUAAAGCCACGUGACGUCGGAACUAGCCGGAUUCACGCAGAUGCUAACAGAUGCAGCAACAUAAUUUACUAUAACGCUAAGUGUUUUAUGUUUCGAAGGCCUCCGGCUAUGGGAAAAAUAUGCAAAAUUCAAGUUUCAAAUUGUAAAUCUAACUGCUUAGGUAAGGUUAAGAAAAUGUGUAUAAAUUUAACAGGAAGCCCGAUUUUAUCUGCUGGUUUGUGUUUGGUUCAAAAGAUAGAGAGCGAGAGAGAGAAAGAGUAAGAAAUAGAAAAAAAAGGGAUACUGAA